Messenger RNA from Anoplopoma fimbria (sablefish), 2535 nucleotides. RefSeq names its product lin-7 homolog A (C. elegans) (gene lin7a). Gene Ontology annotation, biological process: maintenance of epithelial cell apical/basal polarity; neurotransmitter secretion; protein localization to basolateral plasma membrane. The record is from RefSeq and is a predicted model, not a curated record. Gene Ontology annotation, molecular function: L27 domain binding. Gene Ontology annotation, cellular component: synapse; MPP7-DLG1-LIN7 complex; basolateral plasma membrane. Lineage: Eukaryota; Metazoa; Chordata; Actinopteri; Perciformes; Anoplopomatidae. The coding region runs from base 5 to 658 and encodes 217 amino acids. The transcript is spliced from 6 exons.
AGUCAUGGCGACAGUGGUCCAACCUCUCUCUCUGGAUCGAGAUGUUGCCCGGGCUAUCGAGCUGCUGGAGAAGCUGCAGGAGUCGGGUGACGUGCCCGGUCACAAGCUCCAGUCUCUGAAGAAAGUCCUUCAGAGUGAGUUCUGCACAGCCAUCCGAGAGGUGUACCAGUACAUGCAUGAAACCAUUACAGUGAAUGGCUGUCCAGAAUACCAGGCGAGGGCCACAGCCAAGGCAACAGUUGCAGCUUUCGCAGCCAGCGAAGGUCACUCCCACCCGCGAGUGGUGGAGCUGCCCAAGACGGAGGAAGGGCUGGGCUUCAACGUGAUGGGCGGCAAGGAGCAGAACUCACCUAUCUACAUCUCCCGCAUCAUCCCCGGAGGCGUGGCCGAGAGGCACGGCGGCCUAAAGCGAGGGGAUCAGCUCCUGUCCGUCAACGGUGUGAGCGUUGAAGGCGAGCACCACGAGAAAGCGGUGGAGCUGCUGAAGGCGGCCAAGGACAGUGUGAAGCUGGUGGUCCGCUACACCCCCAAAGUGCUGGAGGAGAUGGAGGCCCGCUUUGAGAAGCUCCGCACGGCCCGGCGGCGCCAGCAGCAGCAGAUCCUCAUGCAGCAGCAGCAACAGCAGAAUGUGGCCUCUCAGCAGAACCACAUGUCGUAGGUUGUUCCAAAAGAAGAAGUGAAGGAAAAGUGGAUCUCAAAGACCAUCUGUUUGCGCCGAGGAUCCAAAAAGGAAGCUCUCCGUCGUGGAGGAAACCAACAAGUAGAAGACUCUUUUUACUUCCUCUCUCCCUUCCAGUGUUCCACCGAUUACUGAGCAAAAACAAAGAGCGUUUGUUCGUCCUGAAACUGGUGCUCUGAGAAACAAGUAUGAGGGGAGGCUAGCUCUGAGAGUCGUCCAUUUUAACUUUGUAUUCCUCUUUUUAUGAGUUGUUCUCCCCGGUUGUUAGUCUCCCUUUUCUUGUGUUUGUUGUAUUCGUUUACAGUCAUCCACUUUCGAUUGCUUACCUGAACAUCCAUUACACCGUGGCACCUUUUUUGCCAUUUGUACAGUGGUGUUUCUAUUGAUUCUUCAACUGGUGCUCGUGUUUCUGUACGAAUGACCAUCGGUUUAUUUUAUUUGUUGUCAAACUUGUCCCAUUUUGGAUGAAACGUGAACUCUUUUUUACCUUCUAUAUUGUAGCAGGAACGAUUUUGUAUCUUGUAGGUUUAGCAAUAAGACACAAUCUUCAGCUUUCACAUCUCACCACUAAAGUCGCGAUCGGAUACGUGCGUAAAUACAGAGUCUAUGGGUGCACAUGUAAAUCGUUGUAAAAGCAAACUGGGUCUUAUGUAAUGUAAGGCAGCUUCUGUGUCCAAAUCUAUCCUCUGUGCCAUUUAAAGAGAUUAUUGAUUUAAACGUGGCAUGGAUAAUUAAUGUGCAAUAACUGCGACUUUUACUCCCAACUGAGAUUUAUCUAGAAAAUACAUUUUACCAUGAGAUUUUAUCGAGGUUCAAGUCAACCCUCAGAAAUGUCCUGUUUCCGACAGACAAACAGAAUGUCAUUAAAAUAUUUUCAUUUGAGUGGGAAUUAAUUAAAAACAUAUGCUAGAAAUAUUUUUCAGACCUGUCUAUACUAUAGUUUAUGAGAUCAGAGAUUUAACAUAGAGUUUUAUUGUUCCUUUUAAGUAUUAUGUGUUCUUUCUGAUACGUGCAGAUUAUUAUUUAUGAUCUAUUCCUUGUAUAACAGCUGAAUGUUAGCACAUAGUUCAUGUCGAUUUGUUGUUUCUGUUCAGACAAUCAUCUUUUACUCCGUACCUGUAAGGGAAAUCUGUUUUUAAACUUAGAGUUAGAGUGGUAACUUCUGUCGCCUCCAUCUUUGGUGCUAAGCGCUCCUUGUUGUGUUUAGUUUUUUUGCAAUACACUUCCCAGAGAUCAAUGCGUUGUCGAUUUUUGUGUCUGAUACCUUCUUGGGUUUUUCUGUAUUUUUUUGUUUUCUGUAGGUUGCGCUCUUUAAUUUGAUUAUUCAACCAUGCAGGCUUUACCUCUUUUUCUUCUUCUAUUUACCGUGAACAAAUUCAAAACAUUAAACGCAUCACUUCCUGUAUGCCAGAGGAUUUUAUUUCAGUUCUGCUGUCUGAAAAGCUGUCACGAAGUUGCAUUUGUCAUGAAAAUGUGGCUCAUUAGUCUUUGUUGACAGAAAGUGAUCAUUUCCAUCUUUUCUGAUCUACAUCUAAAUGCACAAGUCCAGCAGAGUAAAAUAAUUUUUCAUGCGUACUAUGUUCUUGCUGUCAGAUAUUACCAUUCCAUACGCAGCCUGUUAGCACUAAGGUGACUUUUACUAUUAGGUCACCUCUGGGCUCAGGUUUUAAAGGACAUUCACUCACUCACCCAGAAGAACAUCUCAAACAGAUCCCUUUUUGUAUCUUUAAAUCACAGGUACUCUUUCUUAAUUGACUUACAUUUUUGAAGCUGAUGGUCCUGUACUUACCGUAAAGAUAAAAAAAAGAACAACAAACUGUUGAUAUGCAAUUGUUAUACAUACUAUAUUUGUAUAA